AUGUUUAGGACUAGGCCCUGCUUGAGGUUCUCGGCUACGAGGAUUCGCAGCCAGCGACACACCUCUUCAGUUAGCGCUCUGUAUCCCGCUUUCAAGGAUCCUCCUCCCUCAUUCCGCCUGCUACACAGAACGCUGGGACCAGGCGCAUCCAAUGCCCCGCCAAUACGUGCCAACUUGACCACCUUAGCUCGAGAACCCCCGACUGUAAACGAAGCUCUCGAAGAAGCUAAAGAGGCACUGCUACAAAGGGGCCUUGAUUCGCAGUCAUUCUGGGAGCAGCGCAUUGUUUGGGGUGAUCAGGAUCCCUUCCAACGUCCGGUGACUUUUCCGGACACGCUCUUGAUCGGAUACCGCCCCGUACCUCCUGCUAGCGAUCAUACCGAUCUCGCGACGUUCCAUGCGGCAGCAUCGGCAUAUUCACUCUUGCAAAAAGCAUUCAUCGCCCAUACGAAAGAGGCUUUGGUGUGGUAUGACUAUGAUACCCUCAAGAAAUGCCACCCGGGAGAGAGAGCGCUGGAGGUCCUGUGGGGUCGCGUUAGGAAAGAGUAG
Molecule: messenger RNA, 549 nt
Organism: Cyclocybe aegerita
Lineage: Eukaryota; Fungi; Basidiomycota; Agaricomycetes; Agaricales; Hemipholiotaceae
Source: the annotation of a GenBank genome assembly